CCCAAGACCCGAUGGGAACCCUUCUCUUCAAAUGCCCCGCCUUCCCUUGGCGCCACCUCCGCCGCGCCCCUCCUCUCCUCAGGAUGACUUCCGCCGCCUCCCCCGCCGGCCCCCGGUCGUCGUCGACCGCCGGUAGCGCCGUCAGCGUCUCCGUUUCCGAUUCUCCCCGGCGGAAGAAGGCGCGGCGAGAGUCGCCGGAGGGCAUCCUACGCCACCGUCUGGAUAUGUGCUCGAAGAACGGGGACGCGGCUUCCGCUAUCGCCUUCUACGAUGAGGCCUGCCUCGCAGGUGUCCCCCUCUCUAGCCACCACUACAACACCCUCCUCUACGUAUGUUCCCUUCCGACCCCUGCCUCCACAGAGGAAGUAGAUCGAGCGACCAUUAUUGAACGUGGAUUUGAAAUCUAUGACCGAAUGAAAGCCUGCGGUGUUCCUGCAAACGAGGCGACGAUCACCGCGGUCGUUCGUCUCGCCGUCGAGAAGGGCGACCUGGACGUCGCCUUCGACCUCGUCAAGCGGAUGCCAGAUUCCGGUCUCGCGCCGCGCCUUCGGUCUUUCAGCCCAACUUUGCUAGGGUUUUGCAGAGUGGGGAACGUUGAGAAAGCUUAUGCGGUCGAUGAGUGCAUGUCACAAGUUGGAGUUUUGCCGGAGGAGGGUGAGCUUGCUGCAUUGCUGCAGGCGAGUGCAGAGGCAGAGAGGGAAGAAAAGGUUUAUUCUCUUUUGCAUAGGUUGAGAAGGACGGUGAGGGCAGUAUCGGAAUCGACCGCGGAGAUAACGGAUAGGUGGUUCAGGAGUGAGGCAGCUACGCGGGUCGGAGUAGAGGACUGGGACGCAGAGGAGAUUAGAGCAGGGGUUGUUGCUGGUGGCGGUGGGUGGCACGGGAAAGGUUGGUUAGGAAAGGGAGAGUGGAGUGUCGUAAGGACGUGGGUUAAUGAGAAUGGCGUCUGCCAGGCAUGUGGGCAGCGGAUGGUUACAGUGGAUAUCGACCCAGUAGAGACGGAGAACUUCGGAAAGUCGCUUGCAGAAUUGGCUUGCCAAAGGGAAGUCAAGACAAAUUUCACCAAGUUUCAGGAUUGGCUUAAGAACAAUGGACCGUUUGAUGCUGUAGUUGAUGGUGCUAAUGUGGGCCUCUUCAAUCAGGGUACAUACGGUUUCAACUUCUUCCAAUUGAAUUCUGUUGUUAAUGCAUUACGAGAAAUGAGUCCAACAAAGAAAUUGCCCCUCAUUGUUCUUCAUAGCCGGCGUCUAAAGGAUAAUCUUGCAAAUAGACCACAGAACAAGCGGUUGAUAGAAGAAUGGCAGAGAUCCCAUGCACUCUAUGCUACUCCGAAUGGAUCAAAUGAUGACUGGUAUUGGUUAUAUGCAGCAGUCAGUUGCCGUUCUUUGCUGGUUACGAAUGAUGAAAUGAGAGAUCAUUUGUUUCAACUUCUAGGGAAUAGCUUUUUCCCAAGGUGGAAAGAGAGACAUCAGGUUCGGCUGGCGGUGUCAAAGACCAUCAGCUUCAGAAUGCCACCCCCAUAUUCAACAUUGAUACAGGAGUCAGAAGUUGGCAGUUGGCACAUACCUAUUGCUAUUGAUGAGGAGUCUGAAACUCCAAGGCCAUGGAUUUGUGCAAAUAGGCAUGGCUUACCGAUUUGAUUUAUGUCAUCUGUCAAACAAGCUUCUGGCGAAUGCUGAAGGUGGGGCGAUUCCGAACCUACCUCGGUAUUUCAUUGCAGCAGUUUUAAUUUGCAAAUUGCUCGAUUUUGUAGCCAUCUCUUUAAUGUGUAAUAUGUAAUGCUCAGCUGCUCAAUUUUGGAUAUUAUUUUCUUACGUGCGUCCUAAGAAAGCUUAUCGAUGUUCUCUGUUUGUUUCUA
Messenger RNA from Nymphaea colorata (pocket water lily), 1855 nucleotides. RefSeq names its product proteinaceous RNase P 1, chloroplastic/mitochondrial. The coding region runs from base 12 to 1637 and encodes 541 amino acids. The record is from RefSeq and is a predicted model, not a curated record. NCBI's taxonomy places the organism in Eukaryota, Viridiplantae, Streptophyta, Magnoliopsida, Nymphaeales, Nymphaeaceae. Gene Ontology annotation, molecular function: protein binding; ribonuclease P activity. Gene Ontology annotation, biological process: tRNA 5'-leader removal. The transcript has 6 exons.